Messenger RNA from Rhagoletis zephyria (snowberry fruit fly), 2382 nucleotides. RefSeq names its product glutamine synthetase 2 cytoplasmic. Gene Ontology annotation, molecular function: glutamine synthetase activity. Gene Ontology annotation, cellular component: cytoplasm. NCBI's taxonomy places the organism in Eukaryota, Metazoa, Arthropoda, Insecta, Diptera, Tephritidae. The record is from RefSeq and is a predicted model, not a curated record.
UCAGAACUACCGAUUUGGAAUUACGAUGGCAGUUCCUGCUACCAAGCUGAGGGUUCCAAUUCGGACACCUAUCUAUAUCCGGUGGCCAUUUACAAGGAUCCUUUCCGACGCGGUAACAGUAUUUUGGUAAUGUGCGACACCUAUCGCUUCGAUGGCGAACCCACUGCUUCCAAUCAUCGCAAGACUUGUCUGGAAGUCGUGAAUAAAUGCAAGAAUGAAGAGCCAUGGUUUGGUAUUGAGCAAGAAUAUACAUUCCUCGAUUUCGAUGGACAUCCAUUGGGUUGGCCCAAGAAUGGCUUCCCAGGACCACAAGGACCCUACUAUUGCGGCGUGGGCGCUAAUAAGGUCUAUGCACGUGAUGUUGUCGACGCACACUAUCGCGCCUGUUUGUAUGCGGGCAUCAAAGUGUCUGGAACAAAUGCUGAAGUAAUGCCGGCACAAUGGGAAUAUCAGGUGGGUCCCUGUUUGGGCAUUUCAGUCGGUGAUGAUUUGUGGAUGUCGCGCUUCCUUUUGCAUCGUAUUUCUGAGGAGUUUGGUAUUGUUGCCACUUUGGACCCCAAACCCAUGCCUGGUGAUUGGAAUGGCGCAGGCGCACAUACCAAUGUUUCUACAAAGCGCAUGCGCGAGGAUGGCGGUAUUAAAGAUAUUCUUGCUGCAGUUGAAAAACUCUCCAAGCACCAUGAACGUCACAUUCGCGCCUACGAUCCGAAACAGGGUCAGGAUAAUGCGCGUCGUCUGACAGGUCAACAUGAGACCAGCUCAAUCAAUGAUUUCAGUGCCGGCGUUGCCAAUCGUGGCUGCUCCAUUCGCAUACCGCGUGGUGUGAAUGAUGACGGCAAGGGUUAUUUCGAGGAUCGUCGUCCCAGCUCCAACUGUGAUCCCUACUCGGUAGUAGAGGCUAUUCUACGUACAAUUUGCCUGGAUGAAUAGAUGGCGCGCGAUCAACCAGCAUUUUUUUUUGGAGACAAUUGGCUAAACGUUUCUUGACGCAGGCGUAGUGAGUCAGAGUACAUACCAGCAAAGUGAAACGAAACCAAAGUCAGCGAAUGAACUUGACAAUAAAAUAUUCAUUAAGUUUUAAGCAACAAUAAGAAAACUUUAUAAUUGGUAAAUUAGAGAAAAAUGAGUCGUCAGUUUUAAAAGUAAAAGCGCAGUUACACACGGACGUAAAAACGGAGAACGUGUCAGCUGACGCGGUCUAUCUUAUGGGAUCUGCGUGUUAACAAGACGUUGCUUCUCUCUCUCUCACGGUAUCAACAGCAAACUUGAUAUGUUUCUACGCACUUCUAUGCUACGCUGCGUUUACGCUACGUGGGUAACCGCGCUCUAAAUAUUUUUAUAUUUUUUUUUUGGUUUAUAUAAGAAAAGCUAAGAAAGCAAAUCCUGCGAUUUUUGGCGUUGGCCACCAAUUAUUUCUUGUUAUUUUUUUUUGUAUUUGUUGCAUAAUUUUAUUUAAAUUUUCCAUUUGUCAUAAGAGAAUUUAUUAAUUGCUUUCAGGCAAGCCAUUUGUUAUGCUCACAUGGAUGUGUAAUAUAACUAAAAUGAUACAAGUGCACUUGUGUAGCUUCAUACGUUAGAAUACAGUGGAAUAUAGUAUGUAAAAGUAAAUGAAGCUAUACAACUUUAUGAUUUUCCCUUUAUGACAAAAGUAUUGUUAUCUGCAACACAGUUAUGCACAAGUUCAAACAUGUACAAUAUUUACCGAUUUCAAGUACAUAUGAUUAUAUGCAUAAUUGUUAUUGUUAUAUAGUCACUCUACAAAUCGCUAUUUAAUUAAAAAAAUUAUUAUAUACAUAUCGGUGUUCGUAUGGAAUAGUAAAUUAUGUCGAAAGGCUGGUUUUUGUAUAAUGUGUAAUAAACGCGUAAAAAUAGUUCCGAUACUGGCAAGUCAAUAUUCUGAUUAAGUCUCAUCAAAAAAUUCCUUGUCGUUUCAAGAGUAAAGCGAAUGCCGCAUUAUACUAAAGCCAACUUCGCGACAUAAGCUACUAUUCCAUAGGAACACAGAUAUAUACUUGUAUUUGUUGUUAUUGAGGCAGGAAAUAAGACAAAUGCUACAAACGCAAUGAAAGACAAAUGUUUAAGGUAAAAAGCUUUAGAUAAUUAAUAACAAAAAACACGAAGAAAAGUGAAUUGAAUAGCUAAAAAAUAUUAUAGUAGACAAUUAAGAGCCUAUGUGUAUAUAAUCACAUAAAUAUAUACAUACAUAUGUAUACACAUGCAUAUAUAUGAAUGAAUACGUAAAACAAAGCAACGAGAUUUCAUCUAAUCAAUUGUAGUAUAAUCUAUAUUACAAAAGCUAAAUAUGUAUGUACGUAUAACGAAUACUAAACAGUAUAAUAUUAUUGAUAAAUAAAAACUAUUUAGAUGUACUAAUACGCACAA